GUUUAAACAACAUUUGACCUUCUCUGCUUUUCCGUCAGUAUCUGAUGAGCAGAAAAUGACACAGAUAAAUGGACUUGACAACCACAAAGAUUCACUUCAUAUGUUUGUCAAUUUAUCAGAUGUUAAAGAGCAACCUAAGAACAUGAAAUCCAGCCCAAUUUCUGCCAUCAGUAGGCACACAACAGCUGAUGCACGACCAGAAGGGACCUUGAACACGUCACCCCUUGAAUCAUUCACUGGAACAACUUUACCAACUUUCACUAUGGAUCUUAUUCAUAUGCAGAAUGUGUUGCAUAAAGAGCAUGUGACCUUAGCUGAAAACCAGACUGAAUUUUUCUCAACAGUAAAUGAGCAUUCACAAACGACGCAAUCGAACUUUCCUGCUGACGAAAUCUCCAGUUCAGAUGCAACAGAAGAUGUACAAAAACACCUUGGGCGGACUUCGCUGUCUGCUGUUACUGGGGAAAAGUUCUCUCCUAUUGUCCACACAGAUUUGAGUUUCUCAAGUACAGAGACACAAUCGCUCCCCAAAGGUUCAUUACAGUCCGGGGAAGGGAGUGAAGAUAUAUCACAUGGCACUACUCCAUUUGCUGAAAGUGACUCAGGGGUAUCUGCUGAGUUCAUGUCAGACCUGCCAGUGAUAAACAGGAAGAGGAGGAUUAUAUCACCCGAUUCUCUCAGUGGUCUGGCGCAAAUCUCAGAUGAUAUCUGCGGCACUGGUAACUACACAGCAGAGAUGAGUCUGAACUUGGAGAGAGAUAUCAUGCCUGGAGAUCUCAUCCCUGCCCUCGGAAACCUACGUGUCGUCAUCAGCCUCAAAACAAAUAACAGCCAGGUGAACCUAGAGAUAAAAUCCUGCUGCCUUUCGCCCACCGUCAGACUUGAUGAAUUUAAUACCACCUGCUGCAUUUUUUCCAGGCUGCCUAUAGACCCUCAUGGCAUUAGACUGCUUCCUAGCGUCCUGUCAAAGAGCGCCAGCUUCACCAUCAGUCUCUUCCAGAUGAUCAAUUACUCCACCGCGUACCUGCACUGUGACCUCAGCGUGUGUUUGAGGAACCGUUCUGAGUGCGACAAGCAGUGCAUUCAGAGUCGAAAUGCACAUCUCAGAGAGGAACCAGGGGCUAUCUUCAGGAGCAUGGGAAACCGCAUUUCUUUUGGCCCUGUUUUGAAAGAAGCAGACAAUUCAUCAUUCUCUGAAACAGCAGAUGACACUGAAGCCGUGGUGGUGAUUAUCAGCUCAGUGGCCAGCUGUUUGCUGGCAUGUUUGGCUCUCUUACUUGUCUGGAUGGCAAACAGACGUUGUCUGCAAAGGUCUGCCUACUGCUGGUCCAGGACCCUUUGUGAAUGCUAACUGAACAGAGCUCACUGCAAACCAGCCAACUGGACUGAAAUCUGCAUUGAGCAUUCAAUCAUUAUUUGACAGUUUUUGAAUUGCUCAUCAUUAUGUUUAGUUAGCUGCACUGGGAAACUGAUUAAACUAUUAAAGUUU
This is a messenger RNA of Carassius carassius (crucian carp), 1489 nucleotides long. Its product is annotated as uromodulin-like 1. Bases 56 to 1351 code for a protein of 431 amino acids. The record is from RefSeq and is a predicted model, not a curated record. The transcript is spliced from 5 exons. Lineage: Eukaryota; Metazoa; Chordata; Actinopteri; Cypriniformes; Cyprinidae.